UUGCAAUCUUUGAAGUAUAUACAGAGAGGAUGAAAGAAGGUGCUGGAAUAUGCUGCCCAGUUUUCAACUUAGGGGAUAGAGAAGAAGAGAAUGAUGAUAGUUUUGAAGCUAUAUUUGAAGCCAUGAACAAAAACAUUGUUCUUCUUCCAGGAGACUUUGUAAUGGCUAUUCUGUUAGCAUUACCAGUGAAGUCACUUUUGCGUUUUAAAAGUGUGUGUUGGUCCUGGCAUGACUUAAUCCUCUCCCGCAGAUUCAUCAACAUUCAUCACGAUGGAGCCAAGCGCAGCAGCAGCAGCUUGAUAUGUUUCUACAACAACAAGAAUAUCAGUAGGAGAACAACAUAUAACAGUGUCUCAGUGUCUCAUGAAGAUGGAACCGUUACCCCUUUAUCUUUACCUCCUCCUACUCUUUAUGAAAGGCAUAAAAUUUACGUUGCAGACUCUUGUAGAGGCAUGGUAUGCUUUUCGUCUGGAUUGUGCCCUCAAUCAGUGGUGGUGUGGAACAUUGCUACAAGGAACUUCAGGACUUUCCAUGGCAUAGUUACUAAUAGAGAACCACAUCCCAGAAAUCAUAUUACAAUGCGGUCUAAUCGUUUGGUGAGUGAUCUAGCUACAGGUUUCACCUUCCUUCCCAUCACCAACGAGUACAAGUUGGUUAGGGUCAUUCUCUACUUUAACAAUAGCGUGUAUAUUAGAAUCACAAGGUGGAAUGAUAGUAUGAUAUUCCUCCCAGCAAAGGAAAUGGACAUUGAUUUUCCGUAUAACAUCACCCAAUUUGGUCGUUGUCUGAAUGCAAAUGAUGCUAUUCAUUGGUUAGGCCAUAAAAUCGAAGGAGGAGGAGGAGGACCACCGAGUAUUGUAAUUGCCUUUGAUAUGAUUGAGGACAAAUUUCGAGAGAUAUCUACACCAUUUAAUAUUGAGGCCGCCGAAUCUUGUAAAUCGUACCACCGGAAGCUUUCACUACUGAAUGGAAAUAGACUAGCUAUUUUUGGUUCAUCAUAUAGUGACACUCCAGGUUAUUAUUUCUCAUACACACUUUGGGCUCUAAAUGACUAUGGAGGUGCUUCAGAAUCUUGGGCUAAGCAAUACACAUUUGAAACACGCCAUGACCUGCAGCCCAUGGGUUUUUGUUUUAAUGGUGAAGUGGUCGUCAUUAGAAUGGACGGAUCACCAUUAAAAAUGGGUCUCUACGAUUGCCACACCGAUCAAAUUAAAGAUCUUCCCGUCGUUAUUAACAAUGAGCUGUACUACUCGUCAAUCUUCGAUUACAAGGAGAGUCUUGUUCCACUUCCCCGCACCAUCAACAACGUUUGUUCUUUUAAAUAUUGCCCUUUUCAAACAUCAAUCAAGAGAUCGAUUAUUGAUCCUGAUGAUGAUGAUGAUGAUGAAUUAUAGCUUGUUUAGCAUGCGUUAAAUUUUUUAAUUCAAACAACUCUAAAGAUAC
Messenger RNA from Solanum stenotomum, 1443 nucleotides. Its product is annotated as putative F-box/kelch-repeat protein At1g12870. The record is from RefSeq and is a predicted model, not a curated record. The coding region runs from base 30 to 1394 and encodes 454 amino acids. Gene Ontology annotation, molecular function: protein binding. Lineage: Eukaryota; Viridiplantae; Streptophyta; Magnoliopsida; Solanales; Solanaceae. The transcript is spliced from 2 exons.